Messenger RNA from Zingiber officinale, 639 nucleotides. Its product is annotated as 21 kDa protein-like. The record is from RefSeq and is a predicted model, not a curated record. Lineage: Eukaryota; Viridiplantae; Streptophyta; Magnoliopsida; Zingiberales; Zingiberaceae. The coding region runs from base 1 to 639 and encodes 212 amino acids. Gene Ontology annotation, molecular function: enzyme inhibitor activity. Gene Ontology annotation, biological process: negative regulation of catalytic activity. The transcript has a single exon.
AUGGCUCAAAGGCUUAGCCCUUUCUUCCUCUUCCUCGCCGUCUUGCCAGUACUCGCCGUCUACACGACGCAGCUCCCAGCCCCCGGGCCACUGGUGUCCCCCAGGGAGAACGCGACGGAGUUCAUCCGGUCGCGCUGCGGCGCCACGCGGUACCCCGGCCUCUGCUACACUUCGCUGGCGGGAUACUCCGGCGCCGUCCAGCAGAACCCGGCCCAGCUCGCCCGCCUCUCCGCCAACGUAACCCUCUCUCGCCUCGCCUCCCUCAUGGCCCGUGUCACCCGCCACCGCCGGGCCUGCCACCCACUCAACGUAUCCGCCGCCACCGCUGCCUGCCCCGAGGCGGCGGCGCUGGGCGACUGCGCGGAGACCCUCGGAGAAGCGUCCGACCUGACAAGAAAGACCGAGGAGGAGCUGCGCGGGCUGGCGGAGGGCCCGGCGGCGGAUGCGGCUUGGCGGGUGUCCAACGCGCAGACGUGGAUGAGCGCGGUGGUCAGCGACGAGGAGACGUGCUCCGACGGGUUCGAGGAGGUGGCUGCCGGAAGUCGAGCGAAGACGGACGUUACCCGGCGGUUAUGGCACGUGAAGAAGUACACCAGUAACGCACUUGGCUUGGUCAACAGCCUCACCGGCACUCUGUGA